Molecule: messenger RNA, 1911 nt
Organism: Tarenaya hassleriana
Lineage: Eukaryota; Viridiplantae; Streptophyta; Magnoliopsida; Brassicales; Cleomaceae
Product: probable poly(ADP-ribose) glycohydrolase 2
Exons: 11
Coding region: 153-1724 (523 amino acids)
Biological process (GO): ATP generation from poly-ADP-D-ribose; regulation of DNA repair; nucleotide-sugar metabolic process
Cellular component (GO): nucleus; cytoplasm
Molecular function (GO): poly(ADP-ribose) glycohydrolase activity
Source: RefSeq, a predicted model, not a curated record
AGUUUUUGUUUUCUAUUUAUCUUCUUGAAGCAAGGAGUACGUCAACAAGCUGAAAGAAUAUAUAGAUACGCCAAGAAUCAAGUUCCUUUCCUUAAUCUGUUGCAGAAUUCAUAAUCUGUUGUGUUUUUUCAAGGAAAUCAGGAAAACAGAGGAUGGAGAACAAAGCUGAUCUGAAGUCGAUACUUCCAUAUCUGCCUCUGGUGGUUCAGUCAUCGUCUCUGGUUUGGCCACCACCAGUUGCACAAGAGCUAGAAACAAUGUCUAGAGGACCAAGUCAUUCUAAGGUUAACUCGGGAAAAGCUCUGGCCUCGCGAAUCACUGGUAUGAGGAAGUCCGUAUCCUUAGAUCCAUCUUGUCUUGCGACUUUUGCUCUUCAAGGCUAUGCCCUUUUCUUCGACGAGGAGAUUCCCCGAGAUGAAUCCGCUAAAUGGUUUGGUGAGGUGGUCCCUGCAUUGGCCGGUCUACUUCUCCAGUUACCUUCAAUGUUGGAGAUCCACUAUUCAAAUGCGGACCAUGUCCUAGAUGGAACCACGACUGGUCUUCGUAUCCUAAGUCCUCAAGAAGCUGGAAUCGUUUUCCUUAGCCAGGAGUUGAUUGCAGCUCUUCUUGCAUGUUCCUUCUUUUGUUUGUUCCCUAAAGCUGACAGAGCCUCAAGGCAUCUUCAAGGAAUCAACUUUGACGAGUUGUUUUCGUUUCUGUACAUGCGUUGCUUGAGGGAGCAGAAGCAGAGAAUAAGGUGCAUCAUUCAUUACUUUGAGAGGAUAUGUCGUUGUAUGCCAACAGGCUUCGUUUCAUUUGAGAGGAAAGUUCUUCCAUUGGCAUACCAUCCUCUUCUUAUGUCAUAUCCAGAUGCUGAUUUUUGGCACAAAUCCACCGUCCCCCUUUGUUCCAUUGAGGUUCACACUUCAGGAUUUAUAGAAGAACAACCAGGUAAAGCUCUUGAAGUGGAUUUUGCUGAUGAGUAUUUCGGAGGCCUUGCUCUCCGUAAUGGAUGUCUGCAGGAAGAAGUACGGUUUAUGAUCAACCCUGAACUAAUCGCGGGCAUGCUGUUCUUGUCUCGUAUGGACGAUAAUGAGGCCAUAGAGAUUGUUGGUGUUGAAAGAUUCUCACAGUAUGUAGGGUAUGAUUAUUCAUUCCAAUUUGCCGGUGAUUACACGGACAAGAAGGAACUGGACUUCCUCAGAAGGCGAAAAACAAGAGUCAUAGCUAUAGACGCAAUUCCUCUGCCAGGAUUGAGACAGUACAAACGUGAAGGCCUCCUUCGGGAGGUUAACAAGGCUUUUUGUGGAUAUCUGCAACGAAACAUAUAUCAAGUGAAUAGAUCCCACAGAAUGAAGCUUGAGGCGCAUGAUUCUCUUGAAUCAGCUUCUGUGAGCCAAGAACUACAAAGUCCUCACCAAAAGGAGAGAUUGUAUUGUGACACUGAAGAGAAGAUUGGUGUUGCAACAGGGAACUGGGGCUGCGGUGUAUUUGGAGGUGACCCUGAACUAAAGACCAUGAUUCAAUGGCUCGCUGCCUCACAGUCGGGAAGGCCUUUCAUGUCAUACUACACAUUUGGCCUCGAAGCACUACAAAAUCUCGAUCAGGUGACUAAAUGGAUUGCUUCUCAGAAAUGGACAGUCGGAUACCUCUGGAGUAAGCUAGUCGAGCAUACUUCAGAGCGUCUCAAUGGAAGAACACAAGCCAGCCUCUUCUCCUGGCUCAUCCCUUCAUGCUCGGCUUAGGCUGCUGAGUUCAAAUCACCCCAUGUCUUGACAUACUCCAAUUUAGAGAUUUUCCGUUUGAUUCCCUUACUUUGAUUUCUUCUGUUUGCAUUGAUGAUCGAUUGCUUGAACAACAAAUACUGUAGUAGAGUUGGCUAGUUUUGUGUUGAAUUUUAUUUGAUCAAUCGAGUAACAGGUUCUCUGUAUU